CGUAAUAUAAUUUCAAUUUAGGAUUGAGAAAAAGUGGAGCGCGGUUUGGAUUAUAAUGGAGCGCCAAUAUGUAAGCUCCCUUUAUUUAGUUUUGUUAAUAAGCCUGAUUUACAAUUAAACCGCUGCGCGAAAAGAAAAACCCUAAACUCCCAUUUAUUCAUUCAACCGUACCGUUAUCUAUCUCUGAAUUGGCAUACGGAGUGAGUGAAUCGUAACAGGAAGGGAAGCAUUAGCAUUGCUCGUUCAAUCGGAGAUUAGCAUUCUAAGUUUGCUUCGUAGUAUUCAGGAGCGUUGCGGACGAUGUCUACCCUAGAAAUCGAAGCUAGAGACGUGAUUAAGAUCGUUCUUCAGUUUUGCAAAGAAAAUUCUUUGCAACAAACUUUCCAGACAUUACAGAGUGAGUGCCAAGUUUCACUCAAUACAGUAGACAGCCUUGAAACAUUUGUUGCUGAUAUUAAUAGUGGAAGGUGGGAUGCCAUACUGCCUCAAGUAGCACAACUUAAGCUUCCAAGGAAGAAACUAGAGGAUUUGUAUGAGCAGAUUGUUUUAGAAAUGAUUGAACUUCGGGAGUUGGAUACUGCUCGUGCAAUUUUGAGGCAGACACAGGCAAUGGGCAUCAUGAAGCAGGAGCAACCUGAAAGAUAUUUACGACUUGAGCAUCUCCUAGUUCGGACUUAUUUUGAUCCACAUGAGGCCUAUCAAGAUUCAACAAAAGAGAAACGGCGUGCACAAAUUGCCCAAGCUCUUGCUGCAGAAGUUUCCGUGGUUCCACCGUCACGACUAACGGCUCUAAUUGGUCAAGCACUCAAGUGGCAGCAGCAUCAGGGAUUACUCCCGCCUGGUACACAGUUUGACUUAUUUCGAGGAACAGCUGCUAUGAAACAAGAUGUAGAUGAUACGUAUCCAACAACCCUUGGGCACACCAUCAAGUUUGGGAAAAAAAGUCACCCAGAGUGUGCUCGGUUCUCACCAGAUGGACAGCUCCUUGUUUCUUGCUCUGUUGAUGGAUUUAUUGAGGUUUGGGAUCACAUAAAUGGAAAACUCAAGAAGGAUCUCCAAUAUCAGGCUGAUGAAACAUUUAUGAUGCAUGAUGAUGCUGUCCUUUGUGUUGAUUUUAGUAGAGAUUCGGAGAUGCUUGCAUCUGGAUCACAAGAUGGAAAAAUCAAAGUUUGGCGCAUAAGAACUGGUCAAUGCUUGCGCCGUCUUGAGCGUGCACAUUCUCAGGGUGUCACUAGCCUGGUCUUCUCUAGAGAUGGAAGUCAGAUAUUAAGUACAUCAUUUGACAGCACUGCAAGAAUCCAUGGCCUGAAAUCAGGAAAGUUGUUAAAGGAAUUUCGUGGCCAUACAUCUUAUGUGAACGAUGCCAUCUUUACAAAUGAUGGAACUCGUGUUAUUACUGCCUCCAGUGAUUGCACAGUGAAGGUCUGGGAUUUGAAGACUACAGACUGUCUACAGACAUUUAAGCCACCACCUCCUUUAAGGGGAGGGGAUGCAUCUGUGAAUUCUGUUCAUCUUUUCCCCAAAAAUCCAGAUCACAUCAUUGUCUGUAACAAGACAUCGUCAAUAUACCUCAUGACACUUCAAGGACAGGUUGUGAAGAACUUAUCAUCUGGUAAAAGAGAAGGUGGCGAUUUUGUUGCAGCUUGUGUGUCACCAAAAGGGGAAUGGAUUUACUGUGUUGGUGAAGACAGAAAUUUGUACUGCUUCAGCCACCAAUCUGGUAAACUAGAGCAUCUAAUGAAGGUGCAUGAGAAGGAUGUCAUAGGGAUCACUCAUCAUCCCCACAGGAACCUCGUUGCCACGUAUAGUGAAGAUUGUACCAUGAAAUUGUGGAAGCCUUGAGAAUUCUUUAGCACAGUUGCGUUUCCAUUUGCAGUGCAGAAUAUAAUUUAAGCUGCUUCCAUUUUUCCUUAGCUGCAAUUAUGUUUUAACACCAGUUGUUUAGUCCAAAAAAAUUAUCAGAUUUUAAAGUUUAGCAUACUAUCCCUGACAGUUUAGAAUAUUCAAUAUAGCUGUCUUUACUAAUUAGAA
Messenger RNA from Cornus florida, 2031 nucleotides. Its product is annotated as suppressor of mec-8 and unc-52 protein homolog 1. Lineage: Eukaryota; Viridiplantae; Streptophyta; Magnoliopsida; Cornales; Cornaceae. The transcript has 16 exons. The record is from RefSeq and is a predicted model, not a curated record. Gene Ontology annotation, molecular function: protein binding. Gene Ontology annotation, cellular component: precatalytic spliceosome. The coding region runs from base 301 to 1842 and encodes 513 amino acids. Gene Ontology annotation, biological process: mRNA splicing, via spliceosome.